This is a messenger RNA of Colossoma macropomum (tambaqui), 6597 nucleotides long. It is a transcript of the gene kita, whose product is annotated as KIT proto-oncogene, receptor tyrosine kinase a. The record is from RefSeq and is a predicted model, not a curated record. Gene Ontology annotation, cellular component: signaling receptor complex. Gene Ontology annotation, molecular function: ATP binding; transmembrane receptor protein tyrosine kinase activity; cytokine binding. The transcript is spliced from 21 exons. Gene Ontology annotation, biological process: positive regulation of cell migration; Kit signaling pathway; B cell differentiation. Bases 152 to 3100 code for a protein of 982 amino acids. NCBI's taxonomy places the organism in Eukaryota, Metazoa, Chordata, Actinopteri, Characiformes, Serrasalmidae.
AUCAGGAGAAGCAGCCUCGCGCCACUGCUUACUCUUCAGCUGCAUUAGCGAGCGCGAGGUUACCGAGUGGACUGUCUUACACAUACACACACAUACACACAUACGCGCGCGCGCGCCUGCAGACCCCCACACAGGCGAAAUAGAUGGAAUUAUGACUAUGGAAUACCGCUGGGUACUGCUGAGUGUCCUGUUGCAGUUUGUCUUCCGACCAGGCAGUACCAGUCUCACGAUCUUCCCGGACGGGCCCGAGCUCGCUGUGCCGUUGAACGGCAGAUUUGACCUGAGCUGCCAGAGCGACGGGCCAGUGCGGUGGCAACGAGAGGAUCGUCCAGGACGGACUCUGAAAGAGGAGCAUAGGGAGGGCAACAUGUCAGUCAUCCAUGUGACCAGAGCAAGGUUAAUCAACAUGGGCAGAUAUGUGUGCCAGGAGGAGCAUUCAGGAGAGAAGAGCUCCAUCUAUGUGUUUGUUCAAGCCUUCCUCUCAGCAGAUCCUGACAACCCCUUCAGGAAGUCCAUUAUACCAGACAUUAUGGCGGGGGCAGGUGACACCGCUUCCAUCCCGUGCCUGGCUACAGACCCCAGCAUGAUUGACUUGAAAUUGGAAACUUGUGAUGGGAAGCCCCUGCCUGCUGGGAUGAGGUACACUGCCAGCACUGAGACGGGCAUCACCCUGAGGGACGUCCAGCCUGCCUACGAAGGAUGCUAUGUAUGCCUAGGAUCCCUAAAAGGAGAGGCAGUCAGAUCUGUGAGAUAUCAACUUAAUGUGCGAUUGGUUCCAGACGCACCCCCACAUAUUACACUCCAUGAGCCCAGCAGAGUGCUUCUGACCCAGGGCCAGAAACUCAGCCUCACCUGCUCCACCUCCAACGUCAAUAGUGACAUCAAGAUCAGCUGGAUCCCGCCAACCGGAGUGGUUCCGUUGAUGCAGCAAACGUCUCGUCUUUUGACGGAGCCCAUCUCACAUGAACGCACAGCCACCCUUCAAAUAGGGGCUGUGACAUUGCAUGACUCUGGAAGCUACCGCUGUGAAGCUCAAAACUACAGGGGGAUCAGCAACGAGACAGUCUGGGUCAAUGUCUUCAGUAAAGGAUUCAUUAACCUGACCCGUGUUGUAAAUGGGACAUGGAGGGUGCGAGAAGGAGAGAGUCUAUCACUGCGUGUGGGCAUGGAGGCCUACCCCAAACCACACACCUUCUCCUGGAGCUACAACAGACAACGUCUUACCAACACAACUGACCACGUCAUCACCACACACUCACACGCACACCACAGUUAUAGCUGUGAAUUGAAGCUGGUGCGUUUAAAAGUAUCAGAGAGCGGAGUCUACACCUUUAUGUCCGCAAAUGGCGACGCAACAGUCCACCAAAUGUUUGAAGUUCAUGUCAUAAGUAAGCCAGCAAUUGUGUCUCAUGAAGGACCGGUUGAUGGACAAGUGCGGUGUGUGGCCGAGGGUUAUCCCACGCCUCAGAUCACAUGGUAUUACUGUGACCAACCGUAUGCCAGGUGUUCCAAUUUGUUGAACGCCACCCAAGAGGAGGAGGAUGUCGUCACAGUAACCAUGAACAACCCGCCCUUUGGGAAGGGAGCAGUGGAGAGUCGGCUAAACAUCACCAAGAGCAAUUACCCCACCCUGGAGUGCGUGGCUUCAGCUGACGGCGAAAUCGUCUACACAUUGUUCUCCAUCAGUGAGCGCUCUGUUCAUCAAGAACUCUUCACUCCUUUGCUCAUUGGUUUUGUUGCAGCAGCAGCAAUCCUCUGCCUCAUCCUGUUCGUUCUCACCUACAAGUACUUGCAGAAACCUAAGUACCAGAUUCAGUGGAAAGUCAUUGAGGGAAUCCAUGGCAACAAUUAUGUGUAUAUUGAUCCUACCCAGCUUCCAUAUGACCACCAGUGGGAGUUUCCCAGAGACAAGCUGCGAUUCGGGAAAACUCUGGGCUCGGGAGCAUUUGGAAAGGUGGUGGAGGCCACAGCCUACGGAAUGUCCAAGGCAGACACAGUGAUGACCGUGGCUGUCAAAAUGCUGAAACCGAGUGCCCAUGCCACUGAGAAAGAGGCUCUGAUGUCAGAACUGAAGGUGCUCAGUUACCUUGGCAACCACAUAAACAUUGUCAACUUACUGGGGGCCUGCACUGUUGGAGGUCCAACUCUGGUGAUAACUGAAUACUGUUGCUUUGGUGACCUGCUGAACUUCCUGCGCAGAAAGCGCGAGUCCUUCUACUGCUCCGGACUGGGAGAGGACUGUUACUAUAGAAACAUCAUGCUACAGCCAGAUGAAGGUAGAAAUGGUUAUAUGACCAUGAGACCUUCAGUUAUGGGAGUUCUGUCUGCUGAGAAACAGCGUUCAACCCAUAAAGGCUCAUACAGUGACUGUGAUGUGGUCAGUGAGGUCCUGCAGGAAGAUGGUUUGGCUCUGGACACUGAAGACCUCCUAAGCUUCUCCUAUCAAGUCGCCAAAGGGAUGGACUUCCUGGCAUCCAAAAACUGUAUCCACAGAGACCUGGCAGCCAGAAAUAUUCUCCUCACCCAAGGUAGAGUGGCCAAGAUCUGCGACUUUGGACUUGCCCGUGACAUCACUACCGACUCCAACUAUGUGGUAAAGGGCAAUGCCCGUCUCCCAGUGAAGUGGAUGUCUCCCGAGAGCAUCUUUGAGUGUGUGUACACGUUCGAGAGUGACGUCUGGUCUUACGGCAUCUUACUGUGGGAGAUUUUCUCUCUGGGGAGCAGUCCUUAUCCAGGUAUGCCUGUGGACUCCAGAUUCUACAAAAUGAUCAAGGAAGGCUACCGAAUGGAUUCGCCCGAGUUUGCCCCAAGUGAAAUGUAUGAAAUCAUGCAAUCGUGUUGGGAUGCAGAACCCUUCAAGAGGCCGUCUUUUGGCAAGAUAGUGGAGAAGAUUGAACAGCAAAUCUCAGACAGCACCAAACAUAUCUAUCUGAACUUCAGCUCCAGGUUGCCCAUAAUGACAGGGCCCCAUGAGGACAUCAGCUCUCAACACCCGCUCGUCAACUCAGCUGGAAGUAGCCACAGUGCUCCCACCCAGCCUCUACUGACCAGUGACGAUGUCUACCUAGAGGGGACAGCUUCCACGCAGCAACGAGUCUGAAGAACCCCACCGAAACCCUCCUCCAGUGCAUGCUGAUGUGUCCAGAUCUGUAUUGGUCACCCACUGAGACUUCACAGCCUUCAGUCAGACCCAGGGAGCAUGCAAGGACUCGAGUGGAACGACUGAAACCCUGACUCAGUUUUUAGGGCAGAAAGCAGUCACAUCAUCUUCACACUCUCUUCUCUAACCAGUGUACAUAGUGCCCCCCGCCAGAAAGGGGGUGGACAGCUUUCGACCUUUUUCCCAUUCCUUUGACGCAGCAGGAUCAUGGGACUUGGAGUUUUAGAGAGAGUUUUACAUUUUCCUAUGUUCUUUGAUAUUCUGCUAGAGCUAACACUGUGGCACCUUCACUUCUGCUCCAUGGACUUAACCUGGUCUUUCAUGGUACGGUUCUUAACUUCAUAAAGGUACUGGGUAACAGAGAUUUUCAUGUGUAAAAUUUUGUGCAGUCAGAAUUUUAAGUUAUGGAUUGUAUGACUUUAUUCUUGAUUAUUAGGACUUGGUCAGAGAGGCACAUUGAAAGAUGAUCCGUGGUUUUGAGGUAUGUUCUCAACCAUCACUAUGUAUUUUCAAGAUGUUUUCUUUUAGCUUCAAACUGGACUUUUGCUUUACCUUUUCAAAAAGACAUGUUUGCGCUGUGUUCAGUAUAAUGGCUGUGGGCAGCUUUAGCACACUGUCUCAGUAUUAGUCAGCUACAUGUAUUUGACUAUUAUCAGUACAGUUUUGUUAUUGUUCUUGGCCGAUAUUCAAAUAGCAAGGUGAAGUAGAUGUUAUUUUCCUCUCUUAAGCCUAUCUACAGUUUCGGUGGCUGUUAUUAAUAGCUUUACAAAGACACAAUAGCUACAUAAACCAAAUAUUAAUGGCUCAUUUCACUCACAUAAUUCCUUCAUUUAUCAAGUAGUCAUUCGUUUGUUAGCUAAUUCUUCUGUUGUUCCUGUAGUUAUAAUGUAAUGACAAUGUUUUCUUUUUACUCUGGACUUUAUGUCUGCUACUUCUGGUGUCUGUUACCAUUAACUUCUAUUUCUUAUUCUCAAUAUUACUUUCAUUCAACCAGUAUGAGGUGCAUCUCAGUGUGCUGAAGUGCAAGAUACGCUAAAGGUCUUUUGCCCUUUGUUUACUUUAAGAAUUCUCUAUGUUGAAUAACAUUUCAGCUUUAAAUUCAGUAUUAUGCUUGGUUUGUUUUAUUGAAGGAUUUUGUCAAGUAUUUUAUAAACCAAAUUCGACACGGUUCUUUGGGCCACCCAAAGACAACGUAGUAGUCGCAAACUGGAGGAGUCAUCAGACUCUAAAUAGGGUUCUAAGUAGGCUUGUGUUUGAAAGAUCAGUUCACAUUCUACUUGAAACAUAUCAAGUUCUCAUCCACUUACCUGUGUGUAGAGGUGGCUGAAUGGUCAAAACCCUACUGUGCAUAUGAAUCUUAUACACCUUCGGAUACAUUUAGGUAGCUCUGCGUCAACUUCAGUCUUAGUUGAGGAGCGAAGUAGCUUUUGUAGCAGUAGUCAUUUUGUCAACAGCAGACAGUUGAGAGAGUGAUGAAGAGCUGGAAUAAUAUGUUUUUGUACAUUUGUACAAUUCUAUUUUUUUGCUAAAGCUUGUUGCUGUAAGGUAUUGUAUUGUAUCUUAUGCUAUCUGUUUGUACAUAAAGCAGUCUCAGUUUUUUUGUCAUCAUGAACAAGUGUCUCGAGAAUCUUCGCUCAAGAUUAAUUAUUAAGGUCAGGACAUUAGGGUUAGGCUUAGAGUUAGAGAUGUUCCUGGGCGUUUGACAAAAGCAAAGUUGAACUUUUUUUCACAGUUCUCAGCAAUCAAUGUUCAGACCUUUUACACUUUUUUUUCAUAAAACACCAACUAUUGUGCCUCACAGUUAAACCUUAGUGUAGAACUUUGCUCUUUUGCCAAUGAGAAUCGAGCUGUUGAAGAAGGAGCCAAUAGAAAGCUACUGCUGCUUUAGAAUCGGGUGCCAAUGGAGUGCGUGCUUUCCGUUGGAGACGUCCAGUGGGAGACAUCUCAGUGGAUGUGUCAACGUAUGGGUAGCUGUUCUGAAAGAGAGCCAAUGAGAGGAUUUCUUGGCGAAGGUGUAGCUAAUGGGAUUCUCAUUCCUUGUUGACCUUCCAAUGGGCAAAGAGCAGACUCACAUUAGAGACUGAGGGUCAAAGGAAUCUUAAAGGAAUACACCAACAUUUUCUGCUGCACCUGUUCGUUACACAAGCAGUUAACACAGGCUGUAAUUUUGUUUCCCUGUACUUAGAAAAAGAACAGAAGAAUGUGUUGACUCGUGUAAUAGAGGCCUGUGGGCAGGUGAUAAAGCAGCUGCCCAUUAGCUUCUGUUUUAAGAGGUUUUUCUCACUACAGGGAAAUGCCUAAAUUCUUAUCAGUGGGAACUGAGUGUAUGAGAAAGAUGCAGCAGAGCGAGAUUAGGUUGACAAGCGCUGAAGUAUUCACUUAAGAUAAUGAGCUACAGACUGAGUGAUUCAGACUAUGUCCUGACAACCGUUACAUCAGUAGUCAGGACACCUGGUCAGUAGCCAGUUUCCCAGCUCUCUCUCUCUUUCUCUCCUUCUCUGUUCUUUGUGUCCAGCUGCUUCCUCCGGCGGAAGUGUCACCUCCAGGGCGGCUGAUCUGGGGAGUCCCAGCCUCGCUCUCUCUCUCUCCCACACUUCCCUCUCUCUCCCUCUUCCCAUACUGCGACAUUGUUCAGAGGGGGCAUCUGGCUGAAGCUGCUGUCUGUGCUUGUGUGUGCGCAUGUGUCCUUGUGCGUGUGGUCGGUGUAGCCUAAAUGCAGGUCAUUUUUGGUGAUAAGAGCACUGAUGGUUCCUCCAAUAGAGCCGCUAUCCUUUAACGACCGCUUUGUCAAACACACUGUACGCCACAAACUGACGUUCAGCCACCGGUUUGUGGGUAUAACGGCACUCCCCUCACACCUUCACUUGCUCUAUGUAGAUAAUAUUUGUAAAUGAUACCGUCAUUCGUCUUUUUUUGUUUUGUUUUUUUUAGGGCAAUGUGGUACGUUCUGGCUUAUGCUGUAAACUUUAAGUGCGGCUCUUUUUUUUUCAUUGUGGAAGUUUUCAUACUCUUUCAUACUCACUUUAUCCAUCGCAUAGAAGUUACUCUACCAGUUCUUCGUCUUUGUCAUGGUUCUUACUUAAGAGUUUAAUUGCCUGUAGCAAGUAUACUUCAGUACACAUCUGGUACAGCUGGUAUAUAUUUUACAUCUUAUCACAUGUACACCUAUGUAACUUGGACAUAUGGUCAUGAAGCUUGAUAAUGAAACCGUAUUCUCAUGCAUGGAUUAUCUCACUAGGUCUGUUUUCGGACUAAUGACAAUAGAGGUAUUUUUGCCCCUUGAAGAGAAGGUUCGUUCUGUGCAUUUCAUUAUUGUAUAUUUAUUUUACAAUUUAUAUUUUACAAAAAACAUUUGAAAAGUUGUAUUGUGUAAAACCUGUCUUGUGUGUCUGUCAUGUCUUAUUACUAUACACUGUAAAUAAACAACUGAAAUGUAA